CACAAAAAAAACGGGAACAUGAAGUUUUUGGAUCUUUUUGGGCGUCUAAAAUCAGUGGUUAUUGGAAUGAUCCAUGUUAAAGCCUUACCAGGCACCCCCCUGGGCUGUAUGAAAAUCUCCCAAAUCACUGAAGAAGCAUGCAGGGAGGCAGAAAUCUACCUUGAUGCAGGGAUUGACGGUUUGAUCAUUGAGAACAUGCAUGAUAUCCCGUACUCGUUCUCCGCGGGCCCUGAGGUGUCUGCCUGCAUGACUACAGUCUGCAGCGCUGUGAGACGCAUCUGUCCAUGCCUGCCGCUGGGGGUGCAGAUACUGUCCUCUGCUAACCAGCAGGCCUUGGCUGUAGCUCUGGCUUCAGGUUUGGAUUUCAUCAGGGCUGAGGGUUUUGUCUUUUCUCACGUGGCUGAUGAGGGUCUCCUGAAUGCCUGCGCCGCGGACCUGCUGAGAUUUCGCAAGCAGAUUGGAGCUGAACAUGUGCAGAUCUUCACUGACAUCAAAAAGAAGCACAGCUCCCAUGCCCUGACAUCAGAUGUGAGCAUCGAAGAGACGGCUCGAGCAGCUGAGUUCUUUCUCUCAGAUGGACUCAUCAUCACAGGAACGGCCACCGGAGUGCAGGCUGACCCGCAGGAGCUCAGAGAAGUUUCCCAGUCUGUGAGAAUCCCAGUGCUGAUUGGUUCUGGAGUGACCUGUGACAACAUUGAAUUCUACCUGGACACAAAUGGAAUGAUCAUCGGUUCUCAUUUUAAGGAGGGCGGCCACUGGGCCAACGCAGUCGACCCUGAGCGAGUGAAGAGGUUCAUGGGAAAGAUUCGUGACCUCCGAAAAUGAGAGAGAAAAGUUUCUGUCAUCACCUCGGUGCAUUAAACAUGUUACUGUCUGAACUGUGAUAUUAAACACACAUAG
Messenger RNA from Plectropomus leopardus (leopard coralgrouper), 900 nucleotides. RefSeq lists its product as uncharacterized. The record is from RefSeq and is a predicted model, not a curated record. NCBI's taxonomy places the organism in Eukaryota, Metazoa, Chordata, Actinopteri, Perciformes, Serranidae.